Molecule: messenger RNA, 5864 nt
Organism: Hylaeus anthracinus
Lineage: Eukaryota; Metazoa; Arthropoda; Insecta; Hymenoptera; Colletidae
Product: tachykinin-like peptides receptor 99D
Exons: 8
Coding region: 2993-4504 (503 amino acids)
Biological process (GO): G protein-coupled receptor signaling pathway
Cellular component (GO): plasma membrane
Molecular function (GO): tachykinin receptor activity
Source: RefSeq, a predicted model, not a curated record
AGUAUCGUGGAGGCGCGCGUCCCGUUCCGAUCGUGCAACCCUCGAAUAACGCGAAACAUUUCGGUUGGCCGUCGAUGCGCGCGAAUGAUUGCGAUUGAUCCGUGAAACGCUUCGAUCUCUAACGCCCUGAGCCGUUCCCGCGGGCCGCUGAGCGUUCCCGAAGAAAUUGCGAACGUGACGAAACGGUCUGAGGGAUGUAGCCCCGGCCGAAGGCCAAGGAAAAAGUAUCCAACGACGAUUCUGGGACGUCGAUUCCGAUGAGGAUUGUCGGAGGAAACGGCCACGACCGCGAACAAAAGCAUUCUUGUUCCCGUUCCAACUGGCGAAUAUCUGAAAACAAUUUUCAGCUUGUACCAUCCCGGAACGCCAACAUUCAAACGAAGCGAUCCUCGUCGAGGCUGUGUCCUGCUGCAGCGUUAAUGUAAAUGUCCCUUGAAUCCGAGUCGGCUCCGCGCUGAUACGAAAUAGGUUCUGGAAUCGUUUACAACCGGUACGCAUACAGAGAAAGACUGCUUUCGAAGUCACUCGCGUGGAACAGCGCGCAGUUUCGCCGGAUUGAUCCCAAAUGAAGUCGUUUGCCAAAAUAUUGAGCAACCCCCAGAUUCGCGAGGAGUUCUGUUGGUAAUGCAAGAAAGAAGUUUCUUGAUACAAUGGUGACCGAAUUGGAAAAAAAUUAGACAAAUUUUCUGAAGUAGGUUAGUGUAUCUUGAUGAGGAUUGGUCGUAGCGCAGAAAAGUCAUUCUUUGAAUAAUCAAAAAAGAGAGGGAAUCUAUGAAAGAAAUCUAAUUAAAGAAAUUGUCCAGGAUUUAAUAAGAAUUUAUUGAAAUAAGAGCUCUGUCGUUUUUAGAGAGCCUAGGAGGAUGAUCAUUAGAAAUCUACAGAGAUAAUUCCAGAGAGGUUUCGUUCAAUUCGAAUGCAAAAAAGGAUUCUCUAUUAAAAGAACUUCUAAAUUCAUGAAAAAUGUGAACAAUGACACGAAACAAGUGUCUAGGAUAUCUAUUCAUGAAGAUUUAUUAUAAUAAGAACAAGGCUUAGAGGAGGAUAAAAGUCGAGACAAAUGCCCAUUAAAAUUCUAGAUAAAUUCCUAAGGAGUUUUAAAACUUUUAAUAUAAGGAUGGACCUUCUAUGAACAUUUCCUAAAUUCUUGAGAAACUAGAAAAAAUUUCGAGAAAUGAUAAAAUAGAUAGCCUUCCACAAGUAAGAAAACAAAUACCCGAGAAAUCGAUAAAAAUCUAGACAAAUUUCUUGGAGCAAGUCUUCAGGAGGGAAUCUAAGAAAGAAUUUAUCUUAACAAGUCGUCUUCUGGGAUGAGUCGUAGGUGAGAUUAUCGCGGUCAAAGGGGAGAAAAGGUCCAGAAGAAAAAGCACACUAAACCCUAUCUAGAUAAUUCCCGAGCAUGUAUGACUUCCAAUAAAAAGAAGGACCUUCCAAACGAAAAAGACCCUGAUUCGGUUAGACAUUAGACAAAUCUUCUGAACCAGGUCUCUCGGGUACAAUGUGACGAGGAUUUAUCCCAACAAUUUAAUGAGGAUUUAUUCCAACAAAGACAAGUCCUUUUUUAACAACAAAAAGACGAGUUACAAAUGAAGUAAUCGUUCUGAGAAACGAGAAAAGGUCCAGAAGAAUGCACGCUAAAUUGCCGGGUCUUAAUGACUUCCAAUAAAAAUAAGUACCUUUCAGUUAUAGGAGCCUCUGAAUCGACCAAGCAUUAGACAGAUCUCCCAAAGCCGGUCUCCAGGGUACAAUUUGACGAGAAUUACUCGCGACAAGACACUUCGGUUAAAGAAUAAAGUAACACGAAUGAAAUUACCGUUUCCAGAGGGUGAAGGAAGCCCAGAAGAAUGGGCAUUAAAAUUCUGCAUAGACAGGUCAACGCCAGGGAAAUUGAAACCGCCAAGAAGUGGUAGCCUCGAGCGGAGACUCUUAGAGAAGAACAGACGGUAAAAAGUACAAGCACCAGAGGAACAGAAGCUCCUCGGAACAACAGUAUCCCCGCCUCCGUCCUGGUCACUAGCCGUUAAGUAUAUUCAAAUGCACUGGAACAAAGGAACACUCCGCAGUAUACCGAACUUCUCGCCAACGCUGUCGAUCAAAUCCGAAUAAGUCGGUUGUGGAAGUCGCGGGGAGUCCCAGGAGGGGGGAUCCCUUUUAACAAUACCGCGCGAAACUUUUCGAGAUAAUUACCCAAGAAACCCUGGAACUUAAAAAAGCUGGAACACAAUGAGAGAGACGCGGCUUUCAUGGCGGAAAAACGCGUUGGGAAAACAUGGGUAGAUUGCCAGAUUGCAUGGGGGAAGAAAGAACCUCUGGAAGAAAGAACGAGUAAUCUCGACGGAGAAAAAUACUCUAUCCAAACGUGGAGCAUGCUUAGAAGCUGAACAAAGGUUUGUGUGGAAGAAUUUUAAGUUUUGAGACGGAGCUUGAUAUAUCAAAAUAUGGAGGUGAAAGGAAUCUGUUUAGUUAUAUAACAAAAUUGAAUCUAAAGUUUUGAGAUGGAGUUUGAAAUCUAAAAGCGUAGAAGUCGAAGGAACCUGUUAGAGUUGAAGUGUUUCAAGUUUUGACACAGAGCUUGGAAAAGCAUAGAAGUUGAAGCUGUUUCGGUUGAAGUGUAUAGUAGAGAUUGAAGAGCUCGAGUGUCAAGGAUACGUCAAAAUGAUUCUAAAUCGAAGCUACUCGCUGGAGGAGGAUUAUCGUAGGUGACCAACGGUGCUGGGUAAUAGAAGCGAACGCGAUAGAAUAGCCUGAACGCGAUGGCGCCAGCGAGAAAAGUUUAUCAUCGUAUCGAUAUUGGGGAAAAAAAUCUCGUUCACCUUCGAGGAUAACCUACACGAACAAUACGAGUCGAUAUAGGACGAGUUGGACGGUAGAGCAGUCGAAGAGUGAACUGUUGCAGGAACCUGUCCCUGUGACGGAAGUGGAGGUCGUGUGUCAGCGUAGCGAGCUCGGUUUCCCGCGUUUUCUUCUGGAGUGAAACUCAGAUUUGUUACGUCCGAUGGGAAGCUUCCUUAAACGGGGCCAUGAAAUGGAGCUGAGUCUGGCAGCGAUGCAGACCCUCGAGGUAUUCAUGAACUCCACUCCUGAUCCUUGGAACACCACAUCGUGGAUGGACAAUUAUACCUACUACAACACCACAAACGGUACAAACAUAACCGAUCUCCAACAGAGGAACCAAUUCGUGCUACCAUGGUGGAGACAAAUGAUCUGGACGUUAUUGUUCGCGGGAAUGAUAAUCGUCGCCACCGGUGGCAAUCUGAUAGUGAUCUGGAUCGUGCUUGCGCACAAGAGGAUGCGCACCGUCACCAAUUAUUUUUUGGUGAACCUGAGCAUAGCCGACGCGCUGGUGUCCACUCUAAACGUCACGUUCAACUACAUCUACAUGCUGAACAGCCAUUGGCCGUUUGGCACUCUCUAUUGCAAGAUCUGUCAGUUCAUCGCGGUGCUUACCAUUUGCGCCAGCGUCUUCACCUUGAUGGCGAUUUCUAUCGACAGAUAUAUGGCCAUCAUGAACCCGUUGAGACCUCGAAUGGGCAGAAGAACAACACUCUGCGUAGCAGUCGUCAUUUGGAUCGUUGGAGCCGUGUUAUCGUUGCCUAUGUUGCUCUUCUACACAACCUACACGCAGAAUUUCGCCAGUGGCGAGGUGCGAGUGAUCUGCUACAGCGACUUUCCCAACAGGGACGACAAUGGCCUCAGCUACGACGAAUACCUAUACAACGUGAUCUUCAUGGUGUUGACAUACUUCUUGCCAAUUGGAUCGAUGACGUUUACAUAUGCUAGAAUCGGUUUGGAGCUGUGGGGGUCGCAAAGUAUUGGUGAAAACACAACAGGCCAGCUGGAGAGUAUACGAAGCAAACGGAGGGUAGUAAAAAUGAUGAUAGUUGUGGUGGUGAUAUUCGCAGUCUGUUGGCUACCUUUUCACGUGUACUUCAUCAUAACGUCAUACCUGCCCGAGAUUACGAACGAACCAUACAUCCAAGAAGUUUUCUUAGGCAUCUAUUGGCUCGCGAUGUCUAACAGCAUGUACAAUCCUAUAAUCUACUGCUGGAUGAAUUCCAGGUUUCGACGAGGAUUCGCUCACUUCUUCUCCUGGUGUCCAUGGAUACGCAUCCCCAUGGAGCCAGCGUUAUCGAGAUCAGAAGCCGUAACGUCUCGAUAUAGCUGCAGCGGAAGUCCGCAAACCAGGAUGUCACGGAACGGUACGUCCUCCUGCACGUCCUCGGAACGUCCUUGCACUACAUCGUCCACGACACUCGCGAGCCAAUCACGUUUCGAGCACGAAGCCACCCAAUCGGACGAACGAAAUUCUUACAUAGAGUUGCAGGACCUAUCGGUAUCGGCUAACGUCGCCGUUGGUGAAGCCAAUGACGACGCGAAUCAUAGUAAAGGCACAGCACGAAUACCUUUGUACCUGCAACCAGCCAGAGGAGGAAACGAUCGUUUUCUGGCUCAACAUCGAGGAAGGAAAUGGAAAGAUACCUCCCAAACCAGAGGGCACGUGUCUUGACAGGAGGAGGUAAAUCCUCAACAACAACGAGUACACACCUGGAUAUAAGAGUACAUAUCCAAACCAGCAGCCUUCUUCAAGGUUCAAUUGAUCUAAGAGGUUCCAUGGGAGAGAGGGAAUACCGAUUCUUCUUUGCCAACUCGAGGCUCAUUAUUGACCAGAAGCUCAAACAUCGCUGACGUCGAUGAGACAAGAACUAUCUGCCGAACACUACAUAGAGUAUCAGUUUUGAUGUAAAUACCGUUGAAUCGAGCUUCGAAGCAGUGUGAAGACGACAGAUAAUCGCGCUAGAGUUCCUCCACAACCCCAUAUAUUCCACGUUUAUUUAGUAUGAACGCUUCACUUCAGCGCAAGUUUCGAAUUUGCAUUUUCUACGUUAUUAUACGACGCACAGAGUUGGAAAUCAAUUUCGUUAUUAUUUUCGUUGAAUCAACUAUCCAGGGGAGAAAGAAAGAUCAGCGCUGGAAGUAACGACGGACCGUACUGGCUCAGACGAUUUAGUCAGUUUCGCGAGGCUUGCCAUAAAACAAAAAUUGCUACUGUGGUCAUUCUUUCUCCUCACAGUGUUCUUAUUCGUUGUUUGAUCUAUGCAUAAACAAUAACGGACCAAUGAUCUACUUACAAAUAUUGUUUCUUUCCUGACAGAGAAGGGUCUGAGAGAAAUUACGAAGAAUUCAUAUUGAGAAUGUACAGUACAGUACGAUAUAGAGACUUAAUGCGUAUUACUUGUUUGUGAAGGAUAAGGUGCUUAAUUAAUUAAUAUUCGUGUUCCUACCGUGUGUAUUAGUGACCGUGAUAAUCCGUACACCACGAACACUAAUUGUCAUUGGACAAAGAUAUUUCCUAUUUCAAAGGACAGUAGAUUUUACUUUUUUUCGAAUAUUUCUUGAAUGUUUACCGUAUAAUUUACAAUAUUUUUGUUUCUGGCUUUGAAACUGACAAUACAAUAUUAACUGCUUUGCAUUUAGAAGGAAUUAAUCAAUCUUGUCCUCUUUUUCUACAAACAUAAUUUAUAGUCUAUUCUUUUAUAGUUAAAAAUAAAUAAGAAACUCUUCACCUACAUUAAAUUCUGAAACCAAAAUGUUUGGAAAGGUAAUAUCUUUGGUACCAAUUUCUGUUAGGUCAUCAAUUAUAACAUAAUGCGGAGCAAAAAUACUCUGGGAAAAACAAACGCUUUUUACUAUACUAGUUAAGUGUACAUAUAGACGUUACUAUAUUGAAUGUAAUGAAAAAGGUUAUUGAUAAGAUAAGAAAUGAGUAUACUGUUCGAUAUGUACAAAAAUGUGUUAGCGUUAAUAUGAGAAGCUAUUGUUUUUGUUUGUGUACAAAUACAUUCGAAAUUUAAUUAUAUUUCCGAUAU